Molecule: messenger RNA, 1685 nt
Organism: Cornus florida
Lineage: Eukaryota; Viridiplantae; Streptophyta; Magnoliopsida; Cornales; Cornaceae
Product: aldehyde dehydrogenase family 3 member F1-like
Exons: 10
Coding region: 1-1467 (488 amino acids)
Biological process (GO): aldehyde metabolic process
Cellular component (GO): cytoplasm
Molecular function (GO): aldehyde dehydrogenase (NAD+) activity
Source: RefSeq, a predicted model, not a curated record
AUGGAAUUGGAGGGUGAGGUGGAACUAGAAGAGAGUUUAGGUGAGCUGAGACAAAGUUUCAGGAGUGGAAGAACACGAAGCGCUUCAUGGAGGAAAGCCCAGCUUGAAGCUAUCCUAAAGCUCAUCACUGAUAAUGAAGACAAGAUUUUCAAAGCACUUCAACAAGAUCUCGGAAAGCAUCCCGUUGAAGCUUACUGUGACGAAAUUGGAGUUGUUGUUAAAUCAGCCAACUAUUCUUUGAGCUCUGUUGAGAAAUGGAUGGCCCCCAAAAAGGGUCACAUACCACUACUUUUCUUCCCAGCGAAAGGAGAAGUGUUGCCAGAACCGCUUGGCCUAGUACUCAUAUUUUCAUGUUGGAACUUCCCCAUCUCAUUGGCAUUGGACCCAUUGAUAGGAGCAAUAUCUGCUGGAAACACAGCUGUCCUAAAACCUUCAGAGCUAGCCCCGGCAUGCUCUUCAUUCCUUGCUGAUACAAUCCCUCUUUACUUGGACAACAAAGCCAUUAAAGUCAUUGAAGGCGGGACAGAUGUUGCUGAAAAACUACUACAGCAGAAAUGGGACAAGAUAUUCUUCACAGGGAGUCCACGAGUGGGACAAAUUGUCAUGUCUGCAGCUGCGAAGCAUCUAACCCCCGUCACUCUGGAGCUGGGUGGAAAAUGUCCUCUAAUACUCGACUCGCUCACAAACCUCUCGGAUUUAAAGGUGGCUGCCAAAAGAAUAGCUUGGGGAAAGUGGGGACCUUCCGGUGGCCAAGCAUGUGUAGCAAUAGAUUAUGUGCUUGUGGAACACAGAUUUGCAUCUCUUCUGAUUGAAUCAUUGAAGGGGGCUAUCAAGAAAUUUUAUGGUGAUGACCCAACAAACUUGAAGUACCUCUCCAGAAUUGUUAACAAGCACCACUUUGAUAGACUGUGCAAUCUUCUUGAAGAUCCUAAUGUCGAAGCUUCCAUUGUUCAUGGUGGUUCACUAGACAAAAACAAUUUGAUCAUCGAACCAACAGUCUUGCUAGAUCCUCCGCUUGAUGCUGAGAUCAUGACUGAAGAAAUAUUUGGCCCAUUGCUUCCAAUUAUCACCGUGAACAACAUUCAGGAAAGCAUUGAAUUCAUAAACUCGAAGCCUAAACCUCUUACCAUCUAUGGAUUCACCAAGAAUGAAGCAUUAAAGAAACAGAUUUUGACAGAAACAUCAUCAGGAAGUGUGGUUUUCAACGAUGCCCUGGUUCAUUUUCUAUGUGAUGAUCUACCGUUUGGAGGCGUUGGCCAGAGUGGUUUCGGGAGGUACCAUGGGAAGUACUCUUUCGAUACCUUCAGCCAUGAAAAAGCAGUUCUGCAAAGAAGCUUCUUCCCCGAUCUGGAGAUUUUGUAUCCUCCAUUGAAUGAUUCCAAGUUACAAUUCAUCAGAUUGGCUUACAAAUUCGACUAUGUUGGAAUACUGCUACACUUUUUGGGCUUGAAGAAAACAUUCACUUGAAGUGAAUUACCUUAAAAUCCAAUGUCAAACUAUAGUUUGAAACUUUGAUAAGCAUGUUCUGAUAUUGAAUAAGUAUGUGCCUGUACACAGAUAAAAGGACAUUCAAAUUGACCCUUUUUAUAUUCUUAUGGUUUUCUGUAAUCAGAUAUCAAAACUGGUGUCCUGAAUGGUCACUUGCAUAACCUUCUUGGUUGGAUCUGCAAAUGGUGAUAAUGAAG